This is a messenger RNA of Octopus sinensis (East Asian common octopus), 1035 nucleotides long. RefSeq lists its product as uncharacterized. The record is from RefSeq and is a predicted model, not a curated record. NCBI's taxonomy places the organism in Eukaryota, Metazoa, Mollusca, Cephalopoda, Octopoda, Octopodidae. Bases 157 to 663 code for a protein of 168 amino acids. The transcript is spliced from 2 exons.
UAUUGUUCUAUAACAGGAGAAUUGGUUAGUGUUUUAAAAGGAUGGAAGUUUGGAGAUUUUGAACUCUCUGAUGGACUUUGGAAUGCCUAUGCAGAAAUAACAGGUGCACCACUCCAAAGGAACAAUUAUACCCCACCACCAACCUAUGAAACGGCCAUGCUAACUACCCCUACCAAACCAAAUGAUUCCAGAAGACCUGAUGAAGAUUAUCACCAACACCACCAAAACAGGGAGUAUGGCUACAUGGAAUGUUCAGAAGUACCAAAUACAACUACUGCUGUUGUUCAUCCAAGCCACUCUGUCGAUGUUUAUGAACAGGACAUGCAUGAGAGAACACUCCCCAGCUACAGUAACAUGAGAAUCCCAACAAAGAAAGUGAUAAAACCAUUGGAAGAUUUAGAUCAAUAUAGAGAAUAUACUAACUCACAUUCAAACGAUGAUGAGGGAACGUACAACUAUGGUUAUUCUUACACACCUCAAAAAUAUUCUCCUGAUUCACAGCAUGAACUUGCUGCCCAGGAACUUGGUUCAAAUUUAAACGAGCCAGCAAAUACCAGACAAGAUGAGAGAAACUCCACUCCAGGCUUUGAUCUCAAGCGGAGGUGUAUCAGUAUGAGUCCCACAAAGUUCCUAUCAAAUCCCAGUUAUACUAAAUUAGAGUGAUGCUCCACAGGCAAGUUGUACUCUCACUUCAGAUGGACCCUUGAUUCACUAUUCCUAAUCUAGACACCUUUGCAAAAAGCCUUUUGUCUUUUGAAAUAGCAGAUAGUUUGCACUGAGCAAUAACGGUAAAGAUAUUACCUGUGGCACUGAAUUGAACCUAGUGAUUGAGAUUCUUGCUUUGGUACUUUGAGUUUCUGAGUUCACCAACAUCAACACAGCCCAUCUUCCCUAAGGGUUUAAGAAAUAAAUGUCUGUAAUUAAAAGGGUAUUUUACUGGUUAAUGAAAACAAUCUUGUAUUUAUUAAUUAAAAAUUUAAGAUAAUUUACUUUUAUUAAUAAGUAAUUAAACAGCCAUUGUAGUUAUUACUUGAA